Molecule: messenger RNA, 2518 nt
Organism: Portunus trituberculatus (swimming crab)
Lineage: Eukaryota; Metazoa; Arthropoda; Malacostraca; Decapoda; Portunidae
Exons: 10
Coding region: 53-2518 (821 amino acids)
Biological process (GO): proteolysis
Molecular function (GO): serine-type endopeptidase activity
Source: RefSeq, a predicted model, not a curated record
UUUUACAUUCCUCCUCCUCCUCCUCCUCCUCCUCCUCCUCCUCCUCCUAACAAUGUACAAACCCAGCCUUUCUCUUUUCUUCCUCCUACAUCUCCUCACCACCACCACUACCACCACCACCAGCAACACCACUCAAACACUCAGGAGCCAUACAACUCUACAAUCAGUACCAGAUGACCACGGAGACCACCACCACCACCACCACCACGACCCUCACAAUAACGAGAUACUGACGCAGAUGAAGGAGAGAACAGAAAUACAAGAACAAGAUGAGGCGCAAAAUCAAGGACAGGCAGUACACAAACAAGAGGAAGGAGGACAGGUACACGAACAGGGGCUCUCAGAAGGCCAGGGAUAUGAGGCACACGAGACGAGGGCGGCAGACAAUGAUACCUACAUCUCGCCGGCUAUGAGAAGACACCAUGAGAUUUGGAUGGAGAGGAUAAUGCAGAGUGAAUAUGUGAAAAACAGAACUAGUGGAGGAGUGGACCACAGAAGGAACAGAACCACGGAGGGACAGGGCAGUGUGGCGAACCAUGUGGAGAAGAACCAAGGGGAGAGUGGAGGUGGGAGAGGACGACUGGAAGACAUAGUGGAGGUAUAUGAUAAAGUAAACGGUAUAGAGAGAGAAAAUGAGAUAGAGAAUGAAGGGAGAAUGGAAAGAAAGGAUGAAGAGGGGAACGAAGAGAAAGAAAAUGUAGAAACUGAAAAUGAGGAAGGAAGAGAAGAACGAAUACAAAUGAGAGAGAUGGAUGAUGAAAUGGAGGGAAUAGAGGAAGAAGAAGAAAAUGAGAUAGAGGAUGGCGAGGAGAAUGAAACGAAGGAUGAAGAAGGAGACGAAGAGGAAGAAGAGGAGGAAAAUAUGAAUGAAGUAGAUGGUGAAGAGAUAAACGAAGAAGACAACAAUGACAACGAGAUGGAAGAGGAAAAGGAAACAAGUAAACAAAAUGGAAGAGAGAGAAAUAAAGAUAAGAAGAAGAAGAAAAGGGAGGAGGAGGAGGAGGAGGAGGAGGAGGAGGAGGAGGAGAAGAAGAGGAAGAAGAAGAGGUCCAGGGCAGUAGGGAAGAUCAUUCAUAGAGGGAUAAACAAGAAAAGGAAAACGGGAAUGCCAAAACCUUACUCUGUGGAUUAUUCUUGCAGAUGCGGCCAGCACAACACACGGACGUCCAGGAUCGUGGGAGGGGACGAGACGAAGGAACACGCCUAUCCUUGGAUGGUAUCAAUGCAGCUGACCAAAGGAAGGACUCAUGUGUGUGGCUGCAGCAUCAUAACACCUCACUAUGUCCUCACGGCGGCCCACUGCACGGAAGGGCUGUUCCCCUUCGAGCUGGUGGUGCAUGUGGGAGAUCACAACCUGGCAGUGAAAGAUACGUCCAGGGAGAAGACGAUCAAGGUGGCAGGCAUUAUUGAGCAUCCCAGAUACGACGUGGAAACAACUAACAACGACAUAGCCCUCCUGAAGCUGGCGGAGAGUCUGGCCUUCACGUGGAGAGUGGCCCCCAUCUGCCUCACCCCCCCAGACCUCACCUUCUACAGGGAGAGUGUGAGAGUGAUGGGGUGGGGCCGCCGCUUUGAGAAGGACAAGCAGAAGGCCACGAUCCUACGCUAUGUGGAUGUUAAAGUCCUGCCUAUGAACAAGUGUCGCUACAACUUCCAGCUAGAGUCUGACGAGGUGACGGGGAAGAUGCUGUGUGCUCAUGGAGGCUCACGGGACACCUGCCAGGGUGACUCGGGCGGGCCGUUGGUAUGGUAUGACGCCUCCACUGACCGUUACUUCCUCGUGGGCGUCACCAGCUGGGGCGUGGGCUGCGGCUUGAAGCAAUACCCUGGAGUGUAUACCAAGGUGUCUAAAUUCCUGCCCUGGAUAUACGAGGAGACGAAAAAGUCAUCGUACUGCGCCAGCUACGUCCCAAAGCCAGACACUAAGAAGAUCAGAGUGCACAGGAAGACCAAAGGAAAGCAGGAGAGCGGUGUUGUGAGCAGGAUGAUUAGAGAAAACGGGGAAUGGAUUAGAAAACAGAAAAAGAAGAAUGGCGUGACGCGAAGACAUGGCAAGGCGCUAACGGAUGAAGAGAAGAAUAAGGGAAAGGAUGGGAAAAGGAAGACUUCGAAGAAAAGGAACAGAAGGAGGAAAAAGAAGAAUGAGAGGAAAAUACCCGCAAAGAAAACGAAGAAAGGACUCGUGCUUGGAGGAAGCCAGAAUGAGAUGCAAGAGGACCAAGGCACUCUCCCCUCCUCCCUGGCAGGUAAUAUCCGGCUUAGGGGAGCCUUCCUGACAGCCCUUGGUCACCGCCAGGACGGGCCAGCCCCCAGCGGAAUAGCCAGCACCUCUCGCCAAGCCACGCACACACGGAAAAAGCCACCACAAGUCACCACACGCAAGGAUCACCACUGGACCGCCGCCAUGCUGGGGUUUGGGCGCUCAGCUGAUGGCGUCCCCAGAGUCAUGUCUCGCGCUGCGGACUGUGGCUUUAUUUACAGAAUUACACGAAAAUCAGUCAUUCUCAGUUACGUUUAA